UUCUCUCCUAACGCCGCACGCCCUCUCCCCUUUCCCUUCACUUGGUCAUCUCUUUCCCCUUUCAAACAAAGAUCCACACCUCUCUCAACAAUGGCAGAUUCGAACAGUGCAAUACCUUCAGCCAUGAAAGCCUUUGUCUACCCAUUUCCAUAGGCGAAUUGUCCCUAUGUUUGCUUUUACUGAGCUUUCUGACGUUGACAGGAAAAACUCCACCCAUCUUGCUUCAAAACACACGAAAAUCUUCACAGACCAGGGAAGGUCGAACCAUUUCGAGUAAGGUCUCAACGUUCUGAUUAGAUUUUGAUUUUCGAUUUCAAGUUCCCGCUCAUGAAAACGAAAACCCUAGUCAAUUCGCCGAAGGGGACAGCACGGGUGAUAACAAUCCUUACUCUCUAUUUUCUAGAAGUGAAUACAAAACUUUAGUUCACAAAAAUCCUCAAUACUUUCAUUCGAACUCAUUUGGCUCAAGGUUCGGGUCCAUUCAUAACGAGAGAGUAGAUUCGACGCCCGGUUCACUGUACCCAAAACAGGAAUCAAGAUUGUGUUAACUUUGAUGUCGGAGUGAUAAAGAAAUUGAUCAAAGAACAAAAUUUGGUUUAGUAAUAUUAAUUCCCUGCGCCUACGCGUAGGGGAAUCUCCAAAGUUUGGUGUGGUUCCAAUAUUACCCCUGUGAGGUUCUCGAACACUGAAUUCAAACUCCGACUUAGGCAUACACAUGGAGGUCAGAGUUGAUGACAUUGGAACUGUAGUUGGGGUGGAGGACCAAGAUGAUCUUCCAAAAAAUUCAUUUAAAGUCUCUCUGGAGAUGGAGAAGUUUCUAUGUGACAGAUUGCUGGACCAAGACCAGCCGAUUUCAGAGCGUUUCAGAGCUCUUUUCUCUCUAAGGAACCUUCGGGGAUCAGGUCCACGAAAUGCCCUUAUCAAUGCAACAAGGGACCCCUCAAAUCUCUUGGCACAUGAGGCUGCAUUUGCAUUGGGUCAAAUGCAAGACGCUGAUGCCAUUCCUGCUCUAGAAAGAGUUCUAUUUGAUUUCUCCUUGCAUCCAAUUGUUCGGCAUGAGGCUGCAGAAGCACUGGGUGCAAUUGGUUUAGAAAAUAAUAUUUCACUUUUAGAAAGAAGUUUGGCUUCAGAUCCAGCUCAAGAGGUCCGAGAGACAUGUGAACUGGCUCUCAGUCGAAUCAAAGAGCUGAAGAAUGUAGGAAGUGAUGAUGGCUCCUCAACUACAGCGCCGUCACCCUUUCUGUCAGUGGACCCUGCUGCUCCUGCUUCUUAUACCUCUGUUGAGGACUUGAGGAAAGUUCUUUUGAGUGAAGAAAAGGGCAUGUAUGAACGCUAUGCUGCUCUUUUUGCACUAAGAAACAAUGGAGGAGAGGAAGCUAUUUCUGCUAUUAUUGAAUCUCUAGGUUCAAAGAGUGCUCUUCUAAAGCACGAGGUUGCUUACGUAUUGGGUCAAUUGCAGAACAAAAAGGCUUCAGAUGCCCUGUCCAGUACUCUUAAAGAUGUGAAUGAGCAUCCAAUGGUUAGACAUGAAGCAGCCGAAGCUCUUGGUUCUAUAGCAGAUGCCGAAUGUCUUGCACUUCUUGUGGAUUUUGCCAAGGAUCCCGAGCCUAUUGUCUCACAAAGUUGUGAAGUUGCUCUUAGCAUGCUUGAGUUUGAGAAAUCGGGCAAAUCUUUUGAGUUUCUCUUCAUGCAGAUACCGCAAGUCGAGCAGGUCUCGUAGGAAGAGUGUCUGGCUAUAUUUAAAUGAUUGUCAUGUCGGCUGGUUUCAGAAGACAUUUCAGUCCCUUUAAUAUUGAUUCAGUUGUAACUGGUUUCAUUACUUGGAAUAUUUGGUUGGAUUACAUAACUAAGUUUAAUUAUAAGGACAUUUUUGGACUACUAAAGGUCAUUUUGUGAUACUAAAUAAACAUUAUAUCACUAAACUUGAGCAACUUUGUGUACUCUUUUAUACGUGAACCAUGAAUCAAGUAAAAUGGAAGUAUAUCCAUUAAGCUGCUGAUUAGUUAUUUUCGCUGCUUCAAGUUA
Lycium barbarum (goji berry) is the source of this 2025-nucleotide messenger RNA. RefSeq names its product deoxyhypusine hydroxylase-B. Lineage: Eukaryota; Viridiplantae; Streptophyta; Magnoliopsida; Solanales; Solanaceae. The transcript has 2 exons. The coding region runs from base 716 to 1720 and encodes 334 amino acids. Gene Ontology annotation, biological process: peptidyl-hypusine biosynthetic process. Gene Ontology annotation, molecular function: deoxyhypusine monooxygenase activity. The record is from RefSeq and is a predicted model, not a curated record.